This is a messenger RNA of Rhizoctonia solani, 2298 nucleotides long. Its product is annotated as calpain family cysteine protease. The transcript is spliced from 17 exons. Gene Ontology annotation, cellular component: cytoplasm. Gene Ontology annotation, molecular function: calcium-dependent cysteine-type endopeptidase activity; zinc ion binding. NCBI's taxonomy places the organism in Eukaryota, Fungi, Basidiomycota, Agaricomycetes, Cantharellales, Ceratobasidiaceae. The record is from RefSeq and is a predicted model, not a curated record. Gene Ontology annotation, biological process: proteolysis. The coding region runs from base 1 to 2298 and encodes 765 amino acids.
AUGCUUUCCCGUCUGACCUCUCAAGCCAAAGAGAAAGUUCGAUCCAAGGUGCAGAGCCACGUGCGAAAGGGAGAGACCGCCCAAUUGCAAGGCUAUAAGCAGCCGACCGAGCGUGCAGGCCUCCUCUGUACCGACGAACUUGAGCUUGCCACAGAACGAUGCCGAACCAAGGUUGAUGCGAUCGCCAAGAGGUGCCGGGAACGCAAUCGCCGCUUCCGUGAUAUAGAGUUCGACCUCGAGGAAGACCGAGAACGAUGUCUACAUGGUCUCGAUACGCCUGAAGAUGGUGGCCACAAACCUGCCGAUGUUAUGCGCCCUGCGUUUUUCAUCGAUGGUGCAAACUGUUCCGACAUUAUGCAAGGCCGCUUGGGCGACUGCUGGUUUUUGAGCGCAUUGGCGAUUGUCUCUACUGUAGGGGAAUUGAUUGAUAAGAUAUGCGUUGCGCGGGAUGAAAAAGUUGGGGUGUAUGGGUUCAUCUUCUUCCGUGACUCUACCUGGGUUGAUGUGAUCAUCGAUGAUCUACUCUAUACUUCGCUUCCGAAAUACGACCAACUAUCUUCCCCAGAACGCAACCUCUACCACUUCGACCGAGACAAAUACAAUAGCGCUGCUCGAAAGGGUGGAAAGGGUCUUUACUUUGCCAAAGGUGGGACUGAAAAUGAGACAUGGGUUCCACUUAUUGAGAAAGCAUACGCCAAAUUGCACGGCGACUACGCUUCGCUUGACGGAGGAUAUGCUUCAGAGGCCAUCGAGGAUCUUACUGGGGGUGUGUCAAGUAUAUUCCACACGCACGAUAUCCUAGAUGAAGACCGGUUCUGGGAGGAGGAGCUUUUGAGGAGCGAACUGGUGAAUGGAUUAUUCGCCGGUCACGCCUAUUCAGUUAUCUCCGCUCUUGAAGUCAACGGAAAACGUUUCCUCCGUCUUAGGAACCCUUGGGGCAAAGUUGAAUGGACAGGGGCAUGGUCUGACGGCUCUAAAGAGUGGACAGCGGAAUGGCUUGCAUUUCUUCCUCAACUCCAGCACAAAUUUGGCAACGACGGAGAGUUCUUGAUGGAAUACAAGGAUUUCCUAGCCACUUGGACCAUCAUCGAGCGCUGUCGGUUAUUCAACUCUGACUGGAAGUUGAGUUCGAUGUGGAUAAACGCGACAUCAAGGGGCAUCCCAUCCGCCCGGAGCUUCGGUGAUAUUUCAUUCACGCUGAAUGUGACAGAAAGUUCCCCUGCUGUAAUAGUUUUGUCCCAGCUCGAUGAUCGAUAUUUCUCGCAAAUAUCUGGACGCUGGGCUUGGUCGCUUGAGUUUUAUGUUUAUCGUAAAGACUCUCCUUCCACGGAGCCAUACGCCAUCUCGGAGCACACAAUGCUUUGGCGCAGGAAUGUUCAUGUAGAACUGGGCAAACUUGAAGCUGGCGAGUAUGUGGUUCACGUAAGACUGGAUCGCGAUGUAACUCGUAGCAAAGAUGCAAUGGAAGAAUCUAUGAGCAAAUGGAACCUACGGAAGCUGAGCCAGGUCCUGACCGAGAUGGGGAAGUCCCACUCGGUUGCAGUUAACUUUGAGUCGGCAGAACUUCUUCCUGCCCCGACUGACAUUUUUGGCGGUCAAGAUCUCACGGCAAUCGAACUUGCUUUCCAUGAAAAGGACCAGGAAGAAGCGGCCAAGAAACGAGCAGCACCCGAUUCCGAUUCCGAUUCCGAGGACUCUGAAUCAUCGAGCGAUGAGGAGUCAGAGUCAGAAGUGGUAGUCACCGAUCCCAGUCUUGUUUCAGUUCCAGACUCACCAACGGAACCACCAACCAUUGGCGCUACUCCAGAGGAUCCCGCGGCAGACUCCGAGAGCGAUGAUGAUACUAAAAGUGAAGCAACCGUCGAAAGCGAUACUGCUCCCAAGCAAGGUAAAUCUCAAAAGGAAGAUGUCCCACCACCGAAUUCAGCCAUGGGUGUCCCACGCAAGCAGACAACUAAAAAGAAGAAAGGCCCUAUUCACGAAACUGUCUCUUGUGAUGGCUGUGGAAAAUUCCCAAUAGUUGGAGCAAGGUACAAGUGCCUGAACUCGAGCUGCCCUAACUACGAUCUCUGCUCUAAAUGCAUGGGUAAAAAUGUGCAUAACCCAGACCAUCAGAUGCUUUGCAUUCGCACCCCCGAAGAUGCAAGCAAACUAGCUCGAAAGGAUGACGACAGCGAUGACGAGGAAGACAACUCUAUUACCCUUGGCCUUCGAGUUUACACUCAAGGCGAGGCUCUUACCACUAUUGCAGCACAGCUUCGUCACGGUAACCUAGUUGGCUGGCGUCGGAAGGAAUAG